AUGUCUAAAACCAGUAAACAUCCUCUACUAGCAGUGAUUGCCCUGAUAUGGCUUGUGGCUGCAAGCUGUUUGCUGGAAUCGGUCGACGCUAAGCGAAGGAGUGGAAGUUCCAAACAAUACUCCAAGCGGCCGAAAAAUGUUAAUAUCGAAAUCUACCAUCCGAAGGGUGUCAUGAUCUGGUAUCCGUAUCGUGCGGGCAUGGAAAUGUUCGGUAUAGAAAUCUUCAUCAACAAAGCCAACCAACCAGUGGCAGACUCUAGUGAGGAAGAACAAACUCCACCGACUUGCGAUAUCUGUCUCAAUACGACCGAAGUUUCCUACGGGAAGUUUAUACUGCGCAGCGAGGACGCGAUCAUCCGUAGCCGGGAUCAUGUGUUUUACAAUGCGAUCUUGAAAAAAACGAACGGUACAGCGUACGUGUCCCGAUCGAAUGAUUUCUACGUUUCAGAGAGUCGUAUCUUGCUUGGUGAUAUAACGGGUGACGCGAGUGCGUGUGGACGUGAAACGGCCGUUGCACCCCUUUCCGACAAUGAUAAGCAACUGGCAAGCGAGAUUCAGCUGCUGGAGAGCAUUCUGCACGAGCUAAACGACCAGUGUAGCACUUGGGCGUCAAACCGAACGAAACAAUUGCUGCUGGCCCUCGAAACACCGACCCGUUACGAUGCGAAACAGUUGUAUCAGUACGUGACGGGAGAGCUGAAACAAAAGAUGCCGGCGAUCAACUGGAAUCGGACGCUUGUGGAAGCGUUCUACGUUAGCAAUGGGAUUGGACUGGAAGUGGCUACAAUGAUCGACAAGCUGAAGGUGCUGAAGCUGGCUGAAAGCCUGCCCACCUCGUUGAUCACUGAUCUGGACAGCAUCCAAACGGAGGACAUGACGAAUGAUAUCGACGCAUGGUUUUAG
Molecule: messenger RNA, 903 nt
Organism: Anopheles marshallii
Lineage: Eukaryota; Metazoa; Arthropoda; Insecta; Diptera; Culicidae
Exons: 2
Coding region: 1-903 (300 amino acids)
Molecular function (GO): carbohydrate binding
Source: RefSeq, a predicted model, not a curated record